Molecule: messenger RNA, 2468 nt
Organism: Daphnia pulicaria
Lineage: Eukaryota; Metazoa; Arthropoda; Branchiopoda; Diplostraca; Daphniidae
Product: NADP-dependent malic enzyme-like
Exons: 9
Coding region: 375-2150 (591 amino acids)
Biological process (GO): malate metabolic process; pyruvate metabolic process
Cellular component (GO): mitochondrion
Molecular function (GO): malate dehydrogenase (decarboxylating) (NAD+) activity; NAD binding; malate dehydrogenase (decarboxylating) (NADP+) activity
Source: RefSeq, a predicted model, not a curated record
CGUUUCCGUUUCUUUUAUCCGGUUUAUUCCGUCUAUCUUUAGCAACGCUCAUAUGGGCUUUGCACGUGUAGGGUAAAAGAGCAUGAGAAGUAUCGAACGAGAGUCCAAGGGCAUCGGCGCAGGCGUCGUUCGGUCCGGUUUGUGUAUUUGACUUACAUCACCUCUAGUCUGUCCAGACUGUCCUUGGAUGUGAUCAUUACGACCGUUCAAAGCAGAAAUUCGGGCCGUUAAAAAACAAACCGUAAUCUAUUAAAGUUGGUGUUGAAACCACAUCCAUCAAUUGAUAACCGUCUCUGCGACACUCGAGUAGCGGCAGUUGCAGCGCUCAGCCCGGUGGUGUGCGACUCCUAGCAUCUUUGCAAUCCUAUUUCGCCAUGACGGACAAAAAUCACCAACAAGCCAUGGAUCGUCUGGGACAGCGGACUUUCUUUCACAGCGAUUUCAAGGGCAGGAAUCACGACAACGUUUGCCCUUCCAUGGUCCGUGGCAUCGACUACAUCCGAGAUCCUCGUCUCAACAAAGGCAUGGCUUUCACUUUGGCCGAGAGGCAAGCGUUGGGCAUCCAUGGACUGAUUCCGCCCAGGUUCAAGACCCAGGAAGAACAGGUUGAACUUUGUUUGACUAACCUCAAGCGCUAUUCGGAGGAUCUCAACAAAUACAUUUACCUCAUGGGCUUGCAGGAUCGUAACGAGCGCUUGUUUUAUCGUAUUCUCUCCGAGAAUGUCGAGGACAUGAUGCCCAUCGUUUACACCCCGACGGUUGGUCUGGCCUGUCAGAAAUUCGGUGUCAUCUAUCGUCGCCCUCGCGGUCUAUUUAUCUCCAUUCACGAUAAGGGACACAUUUACAGCAUGUUGCGUAACUGGCCCGAAGAAGAUGUCCGCGCCAUUGUCGUCACUGACGGUGAGCGAAUUUUGGGACUUGGAGAUUUGGGAGCUUACGGUAUGGGCAUUCCGGUCGGUAAAUUGGCCCUUUACACCGCUCUGGCCGGAAUUAAACCGCACCAGUGUCUCCCAAUUGUCCUGGAUGUUGGCACCAAUACUCAGGAACUGCUGGAUGAUCCGCUCUACAUCGGAUUGAGACAGAAGAGAGUCACCGGCGAUGCUUACGACGAGUUGAUUGACGAGUUCAUGACAGCCGUUGUACACCGUUACGGCCAAAAUACUUUGAUCCAGUUUGAAGAUUUCGGCAACCACAACGCCUUCCGCUUCCUUGAAAAGUACCGCAACAAAUAUCUGACUUUCAACGACGAUAUUCAAGGCACUGCCUCGGUGGCUGUGGCUGGUUUGUUGGCUUCCCUUCGCCUAACCAAAACCAAAUUGGCAGAAAACACUUUCCUCUUCCAAGGAGCCGGAGAGGCUUCGAUUGGUAUCGCCCAGCUGAUCGUCAUGGCUCUGGAGAAAGAAGGAGUGCCGCACGAAGAAGCUUUGAAGAAGAUUUGGUUGGUCGACUCUAAGGGUCUGUUGGUCAAGGAUCGGCCAGAAGGUGGUAUCUCUGGUCACAAGAAGGAAUUCGCCCAAGACCAUCCACCUAUGAGACACUUGAGCGACGUUGUCAAGAAGAUUAAACCCUCGGUGCUGAUUGGAGCGGCCGCCAUCGGCGGAGCCUUCACUACCGAAAUCAUCAAAGAUAUGGCCUCAUUUAACGAUCGCCCAGUCAUCUUUGCUCUCAGCAACCCGACUAGCAAAGCCGAGUGCACGGCCGAAGACGCUUACAAAUAUACUGACGGAAAAGCUAUUUUUGCCAGCGGUUCUCCUUUCCUGCCUGUAACCUACAACGGCCAGACUUUCUACCCUGGUCAGGGUAAUAAUGCCUACAUUUUCCCCGGCGUGGCGCUGGCCGUCAUCACCACCGGCAUCCAUCACAUUAAGGACGAUAUCUUCCUCAUGGCUGCCGAGGCUCUUGCCAACCGAGUGUCUGAACAAGAUUUGGCAGAAGGCCGCCUCUACCCUCCUCUAGGAACAAUCCAGGAGUGCUCGAUAGCUAUUGCUGCCUACAUCGCUGAACAUGCGUACAAAAACGGACUAGCUUCAACUUAUCCGGAACCGGCCGACAAGGAAGCUUUCAUCAAAGCCCAGCUGUACGAUUUUACAUACGACGAUAAAUCAGCACUGCCAGACGUUUACGAAUGGCCCCAACUUAGCAAAUAUUGAAUCCAGCGGACGCUUGAAGAGACAUAAUUUCUUAAAAUAUCUUUAAUAGCUGUUUAAACAAAAUAUCAACAAGUCCGCGUGGAACCCGAGUAUCUUUGUAACCGAAUACUGCACCUUAGGAACGAAAUCAAAGUUUAGAAAAAAAACUCCGUUUUUGACGAAUGGAUCAAAUACUAAUAACACACAAGAGAUAUGACUUUCGAGAGUGGGAGGCUUUUAAUUGAUGUAUUACCUCUUUCCCCGGACGCACUGCAUAGUGACGCACGUUCAAUCAUUAUUUCCAAUAAAUGUUUCCUGGGUCAAAAGAACAAACAAAAA